Carlito syrichta (Philippine tarsier) is the source of this 1966-nucleotide messenger RNA. RefSeq names its product sorting nexin 16 (gene SNX16). The record is from RefSeq and is a predicted model, not a curated record. Gene Ontology annotation, biological process: endosome to lysosome transport; protein targeting to lysosome; early endosome to late endosome transport. The transcript is spliced from 9 exons. NCBI's taxonomy places the organism in Eukaryota, Metazoa, Chordata, Mammalia, Primates, Tarsiidae. Gene Ontology annotation, molecular function: phosphatidylinositol binding. Gene Ontology annotation, cellular component: late endosome; extrinsic component of endosome membrane; early endosome. Bases 440 to 1474 code for a protein of 344 amino acids.
GCUGAGGGAGGAGGCGGAAAGCUGCGGUUAAGGAGAGUCGAGUUUAACCGUCCCCGGGAAGCGCGCUCGGACGGGAUCGCGGAGUGGGCUGAGUUCAGGAUGAUAAGCUUGGAAUGAAGCUUCAGGAGGGUCUUUACCACUCAUUGUCCUACCAGCUCUGCUGUAGAGACAAAAUCAGGUUAAAAUAAACAUUACAGAAAUCCUUCACAAGGAAAUACAAUGGGAUAAAAGAAUAACAUGUAACAUGGGGAUCAAGAAAAGGGGUGUGAAGUAGUUUUACUCUCUACUUUGCAAAUGAGAGUCCUUAGAGAUCACUGAGAUUAAAGGAAGGGGUUUGAAACAGUGAAUUCCUAAGAAGAAAAUGAUGGAUUACAUAUUAGUUGUUCUGUAAGUAUUUGAACUCAACAGCGUGGAGGUUUGUUGCAGAGACCAAAAGAAGAUGGCAACUCCUUAUGUCCCAGUUCCUAUGCCCAUAGGAAACUCUGCUUCCAGUUUUACAACCAAUAGAAAUCAAAGAAGCUCUUCUUUGGGGAGUGCCUCAACAAGCUCAAACUCUUCCAAAGGGCAGUUAGAAGACUCAAGUAUGGGUAACUUCAAACAGACAAGUGUUCCUGACCAAAUGGAUAGUACUUCAUCUAUCUGUAGCAGUCCCCACAUUAGGACUAAGUUUACAGGUGCAGAUUCUUCCAUUGAGUAUUCUAGUAGAACAAGAGAAACCGAAGAACAAAAUCCUGAAGCAGUGAGUUGGGAAGAUAGACCAUCUACACCUACUAUACUGGGUUAUGAGGUGAUGGAAGAAAGAGCUAAGUUUACUGUAUAUAAAAUACUAGUAAAGAAGACCCCAGAAGAAAGCUGGGUAGUUUUCAGAAGAUACACGGACUUCUCUAGGCUUAAUGACAAACUAAAAGAGAUGUUUCCAGGCUUUCGAUUAGCACUUCCUCCAAAACGCUGGUUUAAAGAUAAUUACAAUACUGACUUUUUAGAAGAUAGACAAUUAGGAUUGCAAGCGUUUCUUCAGAAUUUAGUAGCUCACAAGGACAUUGCUAACUGCCUUGCAGUGAGAGAAUUUCUUUGUCUGGAUGACCCACCAGGUCCAUUUGAUAGCUUAGAAGAAAGCAGGGCUUUCUGUGAAACUUUAGAAGAGACUAACUACCAUUUACAGAAAGAACUACUUGAAAAACAAAAAGAAGUGGAAUCACUGAAGAAAUUGCUUAAUGAGAAGCAACUUCAUAUAGACACUUUAGAGAACAGAAUCAGAACAUUGUCUUUAGAAACUGAAGAAUCACCAUACGUGUCAAGAACAGAAGAUGGACAGAUCCUAAAAGUAGAAUCCUCUGCACUUGAGGUUGAUCAAGAUUUCUUGGAUGAAGAAUCUAGAGCUGAUAAUCAACCAUGCUUAAGUGGUAGUGAACCUGAAAAUGCUGUAUCAGAAAUAGAAGUAGCAGAAGUGGCAUAUGAUGCCGAAGAUGACUAAUAGGUCACAAGAAGUGUCAUCCAUUUUGAUGUUUCAGCAAAUUUAGAAAAGAGUGGCCUAUACUAUUUAAAAAGAAAAAAAAAAGAACUGUAAAACAUGUACAGAAAAGAGCAAAGAUGCACAUGUAUAAAGUUUACAUAAAGAAAAGCUUUUUAAGUUAUUGGGAUAGGAAAUAUAUUCACUGAUGCUUUUAAUUGUACUUUAUCCAACCUUGUAUUUAAUACACUAAAAAAAAUCUUAUUAGAAUUCUGUUAUCAAGGCCCACAUUCUUAAAUACUGUGCAUAAAUUAUUAUGGUGUUUUGUCUAUACGUUACUCCAAACAUGUGUGUAUGUGUGUGUAUUUGAAGUCACCAGUUAUAUUAAUCAAAUGGUAAUUAAUUGCAUGUUACUAUCUGGGUGAUAUAGACUUCUUUAUAUCUCUGACAUGACAUAUUCAUUAAUGGUUUAAAUUAGUGAACGUUAUAGUAAAGAUUAAAAUGAUGAGUUUUUAA